CUUCAAAUUCCAAAGCGUCAAUAUCAAGUAACUUUCUCAUACUAAUCCUUUACGUCAGCAGUUUCUUAGAAGAUAUUUACGGUAUUACAUGUUAUUCCUGUUUCUUUGUUUGCCUGUUUGAGCAUUAUGAAAACGUAUAGCAAUAGAUUUAUUAGAAAUACGUUCAUGCAAAUAGUGUUUUUACUGCUACCGUCGUUGUUGGGUGCUCUCGAUUCGAGGAUUUUGCAAGGGCAGACGACCCCACGGAAUUCCAGACCUUUCCAGGUCGCUCUAUACUCGAGAGUGGGUGAGACAGGCGAGCUGGGCUUCUGCGGUGGGUCAUUGAUCCAUCCGCAGUGGGUGAUCACCGCCGCGCACUGCUGUUUUCACGACGGCGAGCAAGUCGACCGCAUACAGGCAGUCUUAGGGGCGCACAAUCUCUACGAUCGGUACGAGAACGGCAGGCGCGUCGUGAACGUGGAACACGUCGAGGUACACCCCGAAUGGGACUCUGACACGUUCGCCAACGACAUUGCGCUGAUGAGACUAGCCAACCUCAUUCAACUGACAGACACGAUAGACGUAGUCCGUCUCCCGUACUUACGAGUAGCAGAUUUUAACUUCGCUGGUCGAGGUGCCACUGUCUCCGGUUGGGGCAUAGCUACACCCGACGCACCGUUCAUAUCCCCGAUUUUGCGAAGCAAGCAGAUGACCGUCAUGACCGAUCAACUCUGCAAUAUUAACUACCAACAUUUUCUCCCCGACAACAUUGUAUGCGGAUUCAGUAACCGCGGUGGGACUUGCAAGGGCGAUAACGGUGGCCCAAUGACGAUUGUCUUCACGGACUCAAAUGAUCCGAAUACGGAAGAAACUAUUUUGAUCGGCGUAACGUCAGUCGUACAAGAGAGCGGGUGCAACGACUCCCUGCCGUCCGUGUUCACUAGAGUCCAGCGGUACUUGGCUUGGAUAGGUGAAAUCACCGGCAUUGUCAUCAAUUGAGUGAAUAACAUGUCUUUGAUUAUUAAGAUUUGUUCCUUACUCACCGCAUUCUAAACUCUUAUCUUCCGUUGUGUGGCGCUAUAAGUAACCAAGAAUUAAUUACCUUUGUACAUAUACGUGUACUACGUAUACGUAAUAAGGUAUCAUUAUUUGUAUAGAUCUUGUAAAAACUUAACCAAUUAUAUAUAAUAUAUAUAUUGUAAUAUAAU
Messenger RNA from Hyposmocoma kahamanoa, 1187 nucleotides. Its product is annotated as brachyurin-like. The record is from RefSeq and is a predicted model, not a curated record. Gene Ontology annotation, biological process: proteolysis. Gene Ontology annotation, molecular function: serine-type endopeptidase activity. The transcript is spliced from 7 exons. Bases 127 to 978 code for a protein of 283 amino acids. Lineage: Eukaryota; Metazoa; Arthropoda; Insecta; Lepidoptera; Cosmopterigidae.